AAUUGGCAAUAAGUCUAGACUGCAUCCUGGUUAGCUACAACAGACCCACCAAGCCCAUAACACGCAUCAGCCAUUGUAAAAAGCGAGACCUAGACCAGACCAACAUAUCUCCUUCUUUUUUAAAAUAAAAAAAUAAAAAAAAAUUGUCAGAUUAUAAUUAAAACCCCAACUUCUCUCAACUUAUUCACUUAAACACAAUUUACAUUCUCUCUCCUCUUUAUAAUUUUCUCUCACUAAAACAUUGAACAUUGCUAUGGAUAUUCAAGAAAAACUCAAAAAUCAAUCAGAUUCUCCAAAAAAGAGGGAUGAAGAACCAUCUUCAAAUCCUUGUGAACAACCCCAGAAAAAUUUUGAAAUACAGCAUAUAGAACAAGGUGCUAAGCUGUCUACUGAAAUAUCUGAACAACCACAAGAAACUUCUGAACAAGGUGCUAAGCAGUCUACUGAAAUUGAAAUUUCUGAACAACCACAAGAAACUUCUGAACAAGGUGCUAAGCAACCUACUGAGCAAGGUGCUGAACAACUACAAGAAAUUUCUGAACAUCCAAAAGAAAUUUCUGAACAAGGUGCUAAGCAGUCUCCUGAAAUUUCUGAACAACCACAAGAAACAUCUGAACAAGGUGCUAAGCAACCUACUCAACAAGGUGCUGAACAACCAAAAGAAAUUUCUGAACAACCAAAAGAAAGUACUGAACAACCAAAAGAAAUGCCUGAAGGAAAUGAACCAAUUCCAAGUGCUUAUGAACAAGGCGCUAACCAAACUAAUCAAGAACCUGAAAAGACUUCAGGGCAACCUACACUAGAAAUUACAAGAGCUAAACCCAGAAAAAUAAAUACACUUGAACAACUUGCCAUUGCUUCUGAACAAGAAUCUUUUGCAAUUGCUGCUGCCAAAAAACAUGUUGCUACAAAUAAGAAAUCAGUAAGAAAUCCAAAGAAGGAGAAGAGUAGAGAAAGAAUUGAAGGAGAAAGUUCAAAGAAAUCAGUAGGAAAUCCAAAGAAGGUUAAGGUGUUGAAUAAGGAAAAGGUUGAGAAAAAGAAGAAAAUUGAAAAUAAAAGAAAGAGAGAAACGAAAACAGAUUACAAUUAUGAAGAAGUGAUGAAUCUUGAUGAUGAUGAGGAUGUUGUUUUGGAUGAUGAAGAUAGGUUAGGAGUUAGAGUUGGGCAUUUGAAAUUCAUGAGGUUUGUGAAACAUUUGAGCCCGCCUCAAAAAGAACUUGUUGUUCAAAUGGGAUUUGGAUAUAUACUUAAUCUUAACCUCCCUCAAAAUGACCAAAAAUUUUGUGCAUGGCUUGUGAAGAGCUUUGAAGAAAACAGUUGCACAUUGUAUCUACCUUACAACAAAUCAAUUGAGAUUUGUGAAGAGGAUGUAGAAGUAGUAUAUGGAAUCCCAAGAGGGGACAAGAUUGUAAAAGAAGUUGAAGAAGUAGCUGAAUCUAAUGAUGAAGAAGAGGAAGAAAGUCUUUUAACAAGAUGGCGAAAAGCUUAUUGUAUUACUUCUGGAAGCCCCAAAACACACCUGAUUUUGGGGAAGUAUGAACCUGAGGAAGAGGAAGAAGAAAAGGAGAAAAAAAUUGGGAAGAAGACGGCUACAAAAAUUGUGCCUAUUGAAAAGAACAUGGGUGAAGCAAAUGAAAUAUUUGUCAUUGAUUUCAUUGUGCUAGCUGUGAACUGUUUAAUGAAAUGCAGCCAAAGCAUCCAUUGUCAUUACAAGUUCCUACAUUCAUUUCGCGAUUGUUAUGAAAUUAAGGAAUUCAAUUGGUGCAAGUACGUACUUGAUAGCUUGAUAGAUACAAGCUCUGAUUGGAAAAACAACACAAAAGGGUUUUAUAAGGGUCCACUGCCUCUCAUAAUGUUGUUUUACUUUGAUCGGGUGCAAAGAAAAAAUAUUUCACCACCAAGAACUCCACCUCUCAUUUGUGUUUGGAACAAGGAUAUGGUUUAUGAAAGAAUGAAAUUAGAGAACAAAGGUUAUGGAUUAGGAACUGUGUUGCCAAGGAUCCUCCAAAGACCUGAUGAACAUCAAGAAAAUGUGCCACAGAAAACUGAUAAGGAGCAUUUCAUGGAGGAAUUUAUUGAUCUGGCUAAGACUUUAGGUGGGUAUUUGUCUAAGAUGGCUGAAAAACUGAACCAUGCUAAAGAACUCUUCCCAAACAAUCGUCUUUUCAAAGCAGUGGAAGAAUUCAUUCAAAAGAAAUUAAAGGAACCCUCAAAUGAAGAAAUGUUUGGGACCGAGUCUUUCUUGAAUGCAUUGGAUGAAGUUGAUAGAGAAUAUUUGAAGAGAGAAGCUGAAAAGCCAGCUAAGGGAAAACAAAAGGUUAGGGAUUCAUUUGACCCGAAUGAACCUUGGAACUUAAGGAUUCAUGGAACUCCGACUCCUAGCCCACAACAACAUGAAAUUAUAGGAGGAAGUAGGAUGAAGAAUAACUUGGACCUUGGGAAAGGACCCUCAAGUGGUGUGCGAGAAGAGUUUUAUAUGUUCGUUUGAAUCGUCUUAAUUUGAUGACAUGUUCCAAAAACAAGAUGCAACCAUGGAAAAAAUCUACAACCACCCGUUGUUAGAUGACUUCCAAUAUCAUGAAGGAUAAUUAAUGUAAUUUUAAAUUGAACAUAACAGUGUUUAUUUUGGGGAGCUAAUGUUAUAGAACAUCCAAUGUUAUUUUUUUUUUUUUUUUUUUGAAUAGAACUAAUGUUAUUUUAAUGAACUAGUAUUAUGAUGUGAUGUAAUUUAAAUGAACUGCUUUUGUAGUGUAAUUUUUUUUUUUUUUAAAAAAAAACAAUGCAAUUAAAAGGAAGUAGAAUAAUAA
Messenger RNA from Chenopodium quinoa (quinoa), 2807 nucleotides. RefSeq names its product titin-like. Lineage: Eukaryota; Viridiplantae; Streptophyta; Magnoliopsida; Caryophyllales; Amaranthaceae. The transcript is spliced from 7 exons. The record is from RefSeq and is a predicted model, not a curated record. Bases 254 to 2488 code for a protein of 744 amino acids.